AUGCAGUGUCAGCGUGCUCUUGUUUCGGCGUCACGCCUCGCGCGAGGAGUUGACUACAUGAACAAGAAGAGGUGUUGUUCUUACAACAGUUUUACCACACAGUCAGCACUUUGCAUUCGGCUGAGGCACGGCAACAAUGCAUUGCCGUGGACGCAAAAGAGCGGUUUGUCAUCGUCCUCAAGGAGACCAUCUUUUUCUUCGUCGCCCUCGAGGACAUUAUCAAGAACGGUGGCAUCUGCAGACAUCCUUGGAGUCCUUCUCCAUUCUGCGAAGAUCUCCUUCGCACUCUUCCUCACGCUGUCCCUGGCGACCACAGGUGUAUGGUAUUUUCUUUUUCCCUAUCGGGACAAAUAUCUAGCUCAGCUGCAAGAACUGUUGACGAUUCUAGAUUCUCACGGGGCUUUACCAGCUGACAAUCGUUAUCCGCACUUGCUAAAUCUGCUCGUUUUGGUGAGAGCGCAGACGGAGGCAGAAGAUGGGUGGAGGGUGAGAAAAAGUUCUGAAGAGAAAAGUAGUGACAACAAAGAUUCAUCUGUUUCUCCUGCUUCAUCUACAACCUUACUCUCCGAAGGGCGUACAUUCUGUCGCAUUGCCAAUGCGAUCUACCCUGCUGAGGUCUUGGUGGCUCUGGGGCUUCUUCCCGUAACGGAUGCCGCGCUGUGCAGUCGCGUGGGUAUAAUCGAAAAGUACGUAUCUGCAGGCGGACAAAGCCAUAAGAUCUUUGAGUUAUGCCAUCUCGAUGCGGAAGCCUCUCCAACUGACAGAUUCCUAGGCCGAUCCCCCUUUCAACCAGCUGCGUUUGUGGGAGUUCAUCAUGGCUUCAGAGCUGUGGUAGUGGCUAUUAGGGGUACCACAACCUUACACGACAUUUUUGCAGAUCUGAUGGCUGACAGUGUGCGCGUACCUUUCGUGGGCCAUGAUGGUGCUUCAAGUACUACAGAAGUCUAUGCACAUGAAGGAAUGCUUCGAUCCUCUCGCAACCUGCUCAACUCUCACAAUGACGCGAUAAUAUCUGCCUUAAAAGAGUCUGGCUAUAAGCGCGUUGUUUUCACUGGGCACUCGUUAGGAGGUGGUUGUGCGCAGUUGUGUGCUUACCUGUUUCGAACGGAUAUGGAAAUAAAGACUUCUGAGCAAAAGGGAACUCUUCAUAGCGUAAAACAAGUCGAUUGCUUUGCUUUUGGUGCGCCACCUGUUAUCUGUGAUACAUCACCUUCAAAUGUUUCUCCCAUCCCUGUUGGACGAGGAACGGAAGCAAGAGACGAAUUCCAUACCUUUUGUUACGGCAAUGACAUUGUCUGUUCUUUGAGCAUGGGCACUGUUCUGGACUUGGUACACAAGUUGGAGAGCAUCGACAGACAGCUGAGUUGGGGUUACAUCAGGCGGCUGGCCUAUGUGGUAGCUGGUUCAUCUGGGUCAGAGAAGUUCUUGCGUGAGCUUGGUAUUUUUUCAGAGGCGACAUUACCUAUGCGUUGUAAAAGUGGCGCUUCAUCGGAUUCGGAUGAGCUUCCGAUACCAGCCCGUUUUUGCUUGCGACAUAUUGGGAAGGUUUGGGACAUUGAUCCAAAAAUUUCACUUGGAGAUGAUGAAGAUCACAAGAGUAUUGAUGUGGUAACACCAAGACAAGACAAGAAUUCUGGACCAAAACAAGAACAACAACUGUGUAUCUCUUUAGCUGGGCAGCACGACGUUUUUCUUGACCAUUUGCCAUCUAGAUAUGAAGAUGGACUCAAAUGCGCUUUUGAUCAGAUGAACAGGAAAGAACGACCGCAAGCGACUCCAACGAAACCUACCUUGUAAAAAUUCGCCUCUACGAUAUGAAACCAAACUAAAUUCAACCCACUAGCACGACGUUUCGCCGGGACUCUUUCCGUUUUCCUAGAGUCAACGUGAAU
Messenger RNA from Amoebophrya sp. A25, 1892 nucleotides. The record is from the annotation of a GenBank genome assembly. NCBI's taxonomy places the organism in Eukaryota, Dinophyceae, Syndiniales, Amoebophryaceae.